AAACUCGUGUAUGAAAAUAUAAUGUGUCAGAGAGAAACCAUUGUGUUCUUUAUUUUGGCUUGUAUGUUUUUUUUUUUUUUUUGGUAAAAAUUUUGGCUUGUAUGUUUUGCAAACUCUUUGGUGUUCGUUGUUUUUGAACUCUUGAAACCGCCCUGUUAUAGCGGUUAAAGUCCCCUCAUCUUCUCUAUUCGUUGUUAGAAGUUAAGUUGGCACUGUUUUACUACUCUUAAUGGUGUCUUAAUUUCAGUAAACCCAACAGAAACCCGUGUAAACAUAAAAAGUAUAGUCGUUUGGAAAAUUAGAUGGGACAUUGAGGAAGUUUGGACGUAAAACAUGAUGACAAUUGAUUGGAAGAAAUUAGGGAAAAACGGAAGAAAUUUACAUCGUGGAAAUUAUUCAUAAGGUCAAGGGCAUGUCAACGUCAAAAAGAAAGAAACGGACGUAAAGGAGACGAUGCAGGAGACUUUCCACUAACCACAGUAGUAUCCACCACUACUCAACUAAAGCCAACAAGGCAAUCACCACGUCUCUCCACCAAUCAUUACGCUCCGUCACCAAUUCCCGAGACUACCCUCCCACUCGAUCAACUCAUCUCUACUUCAAGGGUAAAACCGUAAACUCACGACCACUUUAAUAAUAUAAAGGCGAGAAGAAAAAGGUUAAUAGUUACUAUAAUAAUAAUAAUUGAGAAGCCCUUUUGGCACUGAAGUUGCGGCGAUGAACGCGGCGGGCGAAGGAGAUGUCGAAACCAAGCAGACGGUGGUGGCGGCGGCGGAGAUGGCCGAAGCGCAGUACGUGAGGGCGAAGACGGCGGUUUGGUGGGACAUAGAGAACUGCCAAGUCCCCAAAGGCGUCGACGCUCAUGGGAUCGCGCAGAACAUUAGCUCGGCCCUGGAGAAGAUGAACUAUCUCGGCACAGUCUCGAUCUCCGCCUUCGGAGAUACGAAUCGUAUCCCUCCGGCGAUUCAGCAAGCUCUUAACUCCACCGGAAUUGCACUCAACCACGUCCCCGCCGGAGCUAAAGAUGCGAGUGAUAAGAAGAUUCUAGUGAACAUGUUUUGCUGGGCGCUUGAUAACCCUGCGCCUGCGAACUUCAUGCUGAUCUCUGGGGAUAGAGACUUUUCAGACGCUCUUCACCAGUUGAGGUUGAGACGUUACAACGUUCUCUUGGCGCAGCCUCGCAAAGCUUCUGUUCCGCUAGUUCACGCUGCGAGGACGGUGUGGCUGUGGACUAGCUUGUCAGCUGGUGGGAUGCCUCUCUCGAAAAGCGAAAGCUUGCAGCUUAUCGCCAAUGCGCCAACGCAGGAGUGUGUUCCGUCAAGCCAACCUCAGGAUUCGAACAAAUUCAAGGCUAAGUACCUUCCAAAACCUCCUCCUCCAGCGCCUAAUAAUUACCAACAACGUCAGCAGCAACAGAAUACUCAAGGGAAGCUGAUUAAGAAACCUCAUGAGCUUUUUAGAAUCAGUGAGCCGUCUUCUUCCACCACCAUACCUGCUCCUCCCAUUUUACCCACUACCAAUGUUAAUGCGAUGAGUAAUCCUCAGAAUCAGUACAACUAUGCUCCUAGACCUGGUCCUUAUCCUCCCAGGCAGCCUUACCCUAACCCUGAUCCUUCUUGGAAUAACGGAGGUAGCAUCCCUAACUAUUAUCCCAAUGCUUCUAGGCCAGGUUCUCCUCAUAUGCGACCGCCUUAUGGUAAUGUUUUCCGUCCUUACCGGCCAGAGAAUCUGCAUCCUCCUAUGAAUAAUGGUUUCCGACCGAGGAAUGACGGUCCAAGGUUUAUGUCUCCACCUGAUCUCAGCAACUUAAGCGUGUCUCAGUAUCCGAGCCAAACUCAAACUCAAAAUCGUCCUAAUUUUUAUCCUCAAGUUAGACAGGAGUUCAGACCAAAGAUGGAAUCAUCAUCAUCAUCUUCUCUUAGCUUAAACAGUGGAAAUAAAGCUUAUCUUCCACGGAGUAGUAGCGCCCCAGUAACCAGUACUACUACAACCACCGUGAAUACCAACUCAACCACUCAUGGAGUCUCGCCUCCUCAGCCUCCAGUGGUUACUUCUGGAUCUGGUUCCAGCAAUGGUACGUGGGGAACAACACAAGAGUGUCCACAGCCACCGUCUGAGUAUGUUCAAGGCCUUAUAGGGGUUAUCUUACAUGCUCUAAACAUCUUGAAAACCGAAAAAGUUAGUCCCACCGAGCCUAAUAUCUCCGAUUGCAUUCAGUAUGGAGAUCCGAAGCAUCACGGUACUGAUGUAAAGAAAGCUUUAGAGAGUGCAGUGGAGCAUCAAAUGAUCAUGGUUGUAAAUAUGGGUAAACUGAAGCUUUACCUUGUCAAAGAUGAACCUCUAUGGAACUGCGUAAACCCUUUAGGGGGCAACCCUAAGCAAUACCCAAAAGCAGCUUGGGAUAGACUUCAUCAGUUUCUAACCUCAUCCUCUGGGCGUGUGGCGAUUAUGGCAACGCAGUGCAGGUAUGAAGCUGCACAGAUUCUGAAAAAGCAAUGCCUAAAAGAGUAUGCUAUAGGUGACAUAGUUCAGAUCUUGGAUAUAACAGCAACCUGGAAGAAAUGGAUUACUUAUAAUCAAACAGGAUGGAAACCAAUUACUGUUAACCUUGCUGCUGCAGAGACUACAAACAAGAAAGCUACUGAAACCGUGACAGGUAUCCAACCUGUUGCCUGAAUUAUUGUUCCAUGAAGAAGUGAAGAUGUAGUAGUAGCCUAUAUGGGUACACUACUUUGAAUAUCAAAUAUAGAGCACACUAAGACAUGGAUGUUUUCCAUAUCUAAAAACUUCAGAACUAUGAUGAAUCUGAAGUCUGGAGUACUAGUUACCUUAGUAGUAGUAGGCACGGUUUUCUUUUA
Messenger RNA from Brassica rapa (field mustard), 2858 nucleotides. RefSeq lists its product as uncharacterized. Gene Ontology annotation, biological process: regulation of gene expression. Gene Ontology annotation, molecular function: RNA nuclease activity. The record is from RefSeq and is a predicted model, not a curated record. Gene Ontology annotation, cellular component: peroxisome. Lineage: Eukaryota; Viridiplantae; Streptophyta; Magnoliopsida; Brassicales; Brassicaceae.